Pseudomyrmex gracilis is the source of this 2951-nucleotide messenger RNA. RefSeq lists its product as uncharacterized. Lineage: Eukaryota; Metazoa; Arthropoda; Insecta; Hymenoptera; Formicidae. Bases 856 to 2793 code for a protein of 645 amino acids. Gene Ontology annotation, molecular function: microtubule binding. The record is from RefSeq and is a predicted model, not a curated record. Gene Ontology annotation, cellular component: mitotic spindle microtubule; HAUS complex. The transcript has 8 exons. Gene Ontology annotation, biological process: spindle assembly.
UUGACAAUCGAGAGAGAAAGAGACAAUGCCCACUCUCGUUCGACGAACACUCCCGACUCGCGGGUAAACACGACGCGAUAAAGACGCGGGUAAAAAAAAAACCAAAAGAUUUAUAGGUGUGUAAAAAUGUAAAAAAAAAAAAAAAAACAGGAACCUGUCCUCGUUUGAGCGUCGUCCGGGCGAUAGGUGCUGGCACGACACGCGAAUCGCGCGGUUACAUGUGCCGCGGCAGAAGUGACGUUUGCGACCACAACGGAUCCGUACAAAAGUCGUCGCCGACGCUCGAACCGCUCGCACCGUCUUCGCGUACGGGGAGAUACGUCGUUCUUCCCGGAACGACGACGCGUCGCCGUCGAACGUUAAAACGUGCGUAACGAAACACGCGUCAGUAGAGGAGUUUGGAAGCACACGGAUGCGCGAUUGUGACGCGCGCAAGCGUGAACACGACGGUAUGCGCGCGACUACGAGUCAGGAAAUGCCGCCGCUGCCGUUGCAUCGCGAACGUUAAUUGUGGACUGCGUGCACGCAUAAUCGGCGCGGUCAUGAGUGGCGACGCAUGCGGAUUGAGUCCCAGGUGCGUGGAACAGGUAAAGCGGACGAACAGCCAAUAGCGACGGCGCGACAGUUCCAGGGACUUUCUCACCAUUUCACCUCGUCAAUUGGCUGCUGCGCCCUUUGCUCUCGCACGAAUCUCCAGUUUCUCCCCGCGUCACAUAGAGGGCGCUCAAGCGUUUCUCCUUCUUUUCGAAAGACGAGUUUGAAUUCACUGGUCGCUGCAAACUGUAAACAACAUGCUGGACAUUGCUGGAUAGUUACUGACUUAAAUAGCUGUGCUUUGCUACACACAUCGGCAUCAUGACUGUCAGUGCGUCUUUUUAUCGAAAUAUUUUCAUGUUGAAUCAAUUGGUUCCUCCAAGUGAGGACUUUAAAAAAGUGUUUUGCGAAGGAAUGUUUGAUAAACCAAAUAAUGCGGGAUUUAUUCAGGUUUCCUAUUACUUAUUGAUGAUUAUCGAUGCGGAACGUUUUGAAAAAUUAAUUGAGUGGCCGUUAAUGUGCAAACAAAUGGAAACAAAAUAUCGCAAUAACAUAAGGGAUUACUUGAAUGUUAUUGCUGCAGAAAAUCCUGAUGUAGGACUUCCCAAUGUACUGAUCACGUACCUUCAUCACGCAAGCGGCACAAAAUUCACAAUUAUAAUGUGGAAACUCUCUCAACUUGCAGUAAAAAGAUAUCUUAUGCGUCAUGGCGAUUACGAGGUUUUAUCUGCACCGAAAUUAGGUCCAACAACUGUGUUGAGUGAAAUGUAUCUGCAACAAUGCAAAACAAGCAUAGUUCAUAAUAUAAUGAGUUAUCACAGAAAUUGUGUGCAAAUGGAGAAGGCUACAAACUUCACAUUGGAAGAAGAAAGAAAAAAACUGAAUGAGAUCAAAGCAGAAAUAUUUGACAGAAAACAAAUUUUGAUGAAUUGCGCAGCUGCAGCUCCUGUCGCCACUUCCAUAAAGCAACGUUUGGAAAAUAUUGAAGAUUCGGAGGUCAUAGAGUUGUGGAAAAGUAGUUUAGAUAAAAACAUAUGCUUCAUAAAAAAACGGAAUGCAAUAUUGAAGGACGUGGAAAAAAUAUGUAAGAAUAUAAUCGGUAUAACAUCAAAUUUGUCAGACAACGCAAAAAUUUUGGACAUCAAUCAAUUGGGAGAGAUUGAUUAUUCCGUGAUAUCGGAGCUACCAUUUCCACCUGAUGUUCGGCAAUAUCUUUGCCAUCUAUACUCUGACAACAAAUUGGUGUAUCACACGUUUAUAUGCUUAUUCACUUCGGUACUUCAGCAAGUGUAUCAUAAACUAAGGAAAGAGAAUUUGGCGGAUUUAUCGCAAUGUCUUUUGCAAGUAAAAGCCAGUACGGAAGACAUGACGUCUGUGUGCAAUGUGAUGAAAACUCUCUUGACUACAAUAACAAGCGCCUCGGAGGAAACACAAACCGUCAUGUGUAAGACUGGUAUACCUCAUAUACCAGAAGAAAAUGAACUACCUUUUGUAAAACACAUGCUUCUCAUGCCGUCACCUCUAAUCAAAAUCAAUAUCAAUUACGCGGAUGAAACGAAUGAUUUACAUAAAUUGUUGCAAUUUACUCCAGGAGAAGUUGCACAUAAACCAUUGUUUUCAAAGUAUGUGCGAUACAAUCGGAACAAGACGCCAAAUUUGUUCGUGUCUCGUAUUAACAUCGACAAAGCAAUGUUGACACAAACUAAUGAGAAGCACAGAUCGAACAUGCGUUUUGCAUCGCCGAAAGUAAAGCGAGUAGAUAACGAAAUAACAAACAAAUACUCUCGAUUGUUCUCGACGAGUAAAAUUAGAAACAUGAAAGCUAAUUCUAGCAUGAUGUCUCUGCUGCCUCCUGAGCAAGCCGCUUCUUCCACUUUUAUGAAUCCGAUAGAAGAAAUGUCCAGUUUGUUGAACUUCAAUUUGGAUAUUACAGCGAAAAGUUUUUUCAAUUCAAACGAAGGAUCUGCUUGUGACCUCACACAUUGUAGUCCAAUGAAAGAAACUUCUUCACGAAACGUGUCUCACGUACAAGCGGAAGAUUUUGAUUAUGAACUCAAAAUAAAUAAGCCUAAACUCGAUGAAUUUACUGAAAUACAGUACGGAAAUGAUGAGAGCAAGGGAACAGUGAUAAAACACGAAAAUCGUACGAAAAGACGAUCCAUUAGCGAUCUGGUAGAACGUUAUAGAAACUUGCUGAAAAACAGCGAAUCUGUUGAAAAUAAGUGCAUGAGAGAAGAUGAGAAAUUGAAUAAGGAAUAAAGAGAAAGAUAUUGAAAAAUACAUGUAUCGACUGAAUUAAGGUGUAUCAUCAACAAUUUUUUACAUUUAUUUAUUUAUUUAUAAGUUAAUCGUCUAAGGUUAUAAAUCAAAACCAUAGUUAUCGUGAUAAUAUUAUUAUUAGAAACAACAAAAAGUGU